GGAACCGCAGCGUCGUCCAUUUUGUGAUCGCACGCACUCGGACGCUGUGUUCGUAGUGACAAUGUUGAAGUACACGGUCAGGAAAUAUUGUUCGGAGGGCAGUAAGGUCAACCAAAUUAUGGUGGCGGCAUUAAUGCUGCUGCCAGUAUUCUCAUAUGGAACGGCGGUUGGAUGGAUAUCUCCCAUGGGUCCUCGCCUGAUGUCCAAAGACACGCCAGCCCGGGAGCCAGUGCACCAGGAUGUCGUAUCCUGGAUGGCGUCCGUUGUCUAUAUAGUUGGAGUACCAGCUGUAUUCAUAUUUGGUUACAUUGUUGACAACUUUGGAAGAAAAGUUGCGCUAAUGUUAACCUCCCUCUCAAUGGCCAUCUGCUGGGGCCUGAAGCUUUACUCAACAGAAACCUGGGCUUUAAUCACUGCCAGAGCCAUCAUCGGUCUUGGAGUCAGCGGUUCCUACGUCGUGACCCCGCUGUACAUUAAAGAGAUCAGUGAAGACUCCAUUCGAGGCACCCUGGGCAGCUUGGUAGUGCUGUCGCAAAACUUCGGGAACCUGGUGGUCUACAUCAUCGGCGAGUAUCUGAGCUAUCAGGCGACGCUGUGGAUCUGUCUCUCUGUGCCGUUGAUACAUUUGCUGGUCUUCGCGGCGAUGCCAGAGACGCCGUCGUAUCUGCUGAAAACUGGAAAAGUCGAGGAAGCUCGUGAUGUCCUCGCCUGGCUGCGAUGUCGCCAAGUGACUGAUGCCUCAGUUGAGAGUGAGCUUCAGUUACUCCUCAUUGAGUUGGAACAGACCAAGUCCGGGAAGUUCUUCACGGUCCUGAAGUCUAUAGUAUCGGACAGUAGUACGUUUCAUGCAUUCCGCAUUACUCUGACCAUCACCGUAGCUCGGGAGCUAUGCGGUUGUCUGGCGGUACUGCAUUUUGCAUCACUGAUCUUCAGCCAAGCAAGCGGUAGCUGGGUACUUUCUCCCAACCAGCAAGCAGCUAUGCUCGGAGUGGUGCAGCUCAUUGGAUCGUGUACAGCAUCUACUCUUGUCGAGAGGGCUGGCAGAAAGCCACUCCUGGGCACGACUUGUCUCGUGUCCAGCAUAGCUCUCACCGCUUUGGGAACCUGGUUCUACGUGGGCAGCGGGACAGCCGCCUGGGUUCCUGUGCUGGCUCUCUGCCUGUGUAUCUACUGUGACGCGGCUGGCCUGCAGCCAGUACCCUUCGUGGUCAUGACUGAGAUGUUCUCCUUCCAGCACCGCGGUACAGUCACCUCCAUCGUCAUCGCGUUCGCCUGCGCCCUGGUCUCUCUGGAACUGCGGGUCUUCCAGCCCAUAGCCAGUUAUUUUGGCCUCUACUUAAUAUUCUGGAUUUUCGCGGGCGUUUGCAUCGUGAGCACCAUCUACAUAUUCUGGUGCGUGCCAGAAACGAAGAUGAAGUCCAUAGAAGAGAUUUACGCGCAGUUGGGAAAGAAGAAAAAGGGAAUCGGAAAGGACUUAGAAGCGGAUGUGACUCGAUUGUAAAUUAUAUUCUUGUUAGUUUAGUAAUUUUAUUCGCACCCAUUAUCCCUUACAGGGAAAUGUAAUCAUACUGCUUGCAAAUUUGUUUGAGGCGCUAUUAUUGUUUGCGGACGAUGAAGAAAGUCUACCGGUGGGAAGCUCCUUUGCACCGAAUGCCGGCAAUGGCACCUUUUUCUGCCAUGAAGCAGUAAUGUGUAAGCAUUAUUGUGUUUCGGUCUGAAUUUUUGGGUUUUUCCAGAAUCCUGAGCGGCACUGCAUUGUAAUGGGCAGGGCGUAUCAAUUACCAUUGCCUGUCCUACUUAUCUCGGUCCUUAUUGUCAUAAAAAAAAGUUUAUAAAUAGCUGUAAUACAACAUGACGUAGGUUUAUCGUUUCUCCCCAGUUCUUAACAACACUGAUUUUUAGUUUGUCACUAGGAGUGACCCGAAAGCUGUUAUACAUAAUUCCUGCCACCGAGAUCUACGCAUCUCAAACUUAAAUAGUGUUAACAUAUAUUAUUUCCCAUAGUGUGGUUGCCUAGCCUUUAUUAUUACUACCAAACUGGGUGAUGACGAGCACGGAAGCACUGAAACUAUUGUGCCACUGUUGGUUUUCACGGGUGGACAAAAUGUACUCACAAUGUCCACUACAUAACCAAAACAAACAAUGAGUUUACUUUUAGAUAAAACAAAUUGUCAAGUUGAGUUAACAAUAUGGAUAAUGGGAGGGUUCAUGUUUUAAUUAUAUUGCUAAGUCAAUAGCGAUACAAAAAUUGAUGAACAAGUAUAUUCAUAGGGCAUUAGUACUCAUAGAAAUCUAAAUAAGAAGGUACUUACUGGAAGUGACACAGCCGCGUUAAGUAUAUCUACUCACCGGCGACUUAUAGAUCAGCGAGUCAGCACGGACUAGUAAAAAUAUAAGGACUCCGUGUCACCUUACAUAUCAGUGUAGCACCAAAACAAGCCGAUUAACAUGUAAAUACAUAGCCCCACGCACACACUUACACUACUACAGGCCGAUAGGCGGCCAUUAUGAGAAUUGUAUCUGUGACAGAUCAGUUUGCGUCUCAAUAAAAUAUUUUAAAAAUGCCGUCGUGCGUUGUGAAAAAGUGUAAAAACUAUACUAUAUAAGUAUUUAUAGUAUCCCCCGUAACCGCACACACACUAGCAUAACGGUGCUUCACUUGCUAAUAUCACGGCGCGGAGUCCUUCUUUUUUUACUAGUCCGUGCGAGUCAGUUGUGAUUUAGUAUGAAUCGAAACGGAAGACGAGAAUCAAUUUGUAAAUAUUAUGGUGUAUUUAAGUUUAAGUUACUUUAAGCAUAUCCACAACGUGCAAGUGUACCAAUUAAAAUAUUAUCUUGUAACUCGUUAUUUAACUAGACUACUGUUUUUAUUUUGAUAAAAUAUAUGGCGAUAUAAGUUUAAGUUACUUUAUUCUCAUUAAGACCUUUUGUAACUUACAUGAUAAAUUAACAUUUUAAUAAUAAAAGUAGGUACUUACAAUGAUUUUGGUAAGUUAUACAAUGUUCCAAAUAGAUAAAACAUAAAACAACCCACUUAUGUUAUUGAAACGUUUCAUAAUUAUUGAGUAUAUGCCUGUGAAGAAUCGCCGUAAAAGAAGUUAAUGUUUUGCCAUUUCUUAUUUCUGAUGGUAGUUAUGUAUCUGAGCUCCCUCAAAGGUUAUUGUCUAUUUUCCAUAAUUCUAUUGGCAGCGCAAUACGACUAGCUCUUUGUGUAACAAUUUUGGUUAAAUCCUUUUUUCUAAAGAAGGUAUUAGGUUCUUUAUUCGUAUCGCCGUCAUUUUGCAAACCAUUGGUGCACAAGUACAUCAAUAUUUGGUUGCAUUUAAUCGUACAUAGCAAUGUAAUUUAUGUAUGCGAUAGUUGUCGUGCAAUUAGCACUUAUUAAAUUUUUAUUACUUUCUUAUUUAGGAUACAAAUACUACACACUUAGAUAAUUUAUACGUCAAGAUAGAGCCUCUUGCUGUUAGAGAACCGAUGAAAACAAACCAGGUUUAUUACUUUAGUGUGCGUGACAAGCUACGUCUUACACUCGCGAUACGUAUGUCACUUUAUGUUAGUGUGCGUGCAUUGCUAAAAAUAGAUAAUAGUUAACUGUCAAACUUCAAUUUUUUUUCGAAGUCAUAUCUAGACGUAUAAAUGAUCUUAGAUUUGACAUUUCUUUUCCACAAAAUAAACGUGGUUUUUAAUAGAUCUGUAUAUUUUUAAAUGUGCCAUAUUAUAAUUCUUAAUCUAAAUUUAUAUAAGAGACAAUCAAUCCAGUAUCAAAUGCUGAAAGACUGUUAAUAAGAAAUACAAAUAGAUGCCUAUUAUAUAAGACAAAAUAUGAUUGUUAUAUCUAGUACUGUAAAAAUAGUUUUAUACGAGAAUAAUAAUAAUAUUGUGAAUAAAUAACAUAGCAACCUGUAGAAAUAAAGGUUCAAUGACCGCUACCAACGACUCUGAUGUAAAUUCAAGUUUAUUGACCUCUCUUUCAUAAUGUAUGUGAUAGACUGAGACAAAGAAUUUAUUCAAUGAUAUGACUGGGCUCAAGAUUUUUAACAAAUAUAAACAAAUUAUAAACGAUCAUGUGCAUCGAAAGAAAUUUUUUAAUAUAUUAACGAGAAAAUUUAUUAAAACAAUCACUAUUAGUAAAAUCACUUCUCUAAAUUUCAAUCAUAAAAAAUGCUACAAUUUAAUUAAUAAAUUGUAAUUAUUUUUCGUCUAUUUCUUAUUAUGUGGUCUGUUGUUUUAAUAUUAUGUUAUUUGUUACUUAAUUAUUAAAAACAUUACAUGACCAGAAUCACGUUAAAAAUAUAUUUUAUCCACGAAAAUGCGUUUUAUACCGUUUUACUACAAAGCAACGCAAUAUUUGAAGUAAAAUUUUGUUGUUAUUGUUUCACCACACUUGAGCAAUCGGUGUUACUUUUACCUGGUAUUGGUGUUACCAUAUUUCAAUAUUUAUCAUAAUACUGUUUGUUUCCUAUACAUGAAUAAAUAUAUAAAUAAAUAUACAGGUAAUCCCCCCUAAUACACGGUAUAGUGGUAUUUUUACGACCUCUUCAUUUGCCAUUAUAAUUAAUCGCAAUUCGAUUUCCAAUUGUUUCUAGCUUACUAUUUUAAUAAGGUUCUUAAUACAUAAAUUUAAUAAAACAAUACAAAUUAUGAACUACAAAUCAUUAAAAAUUUCACAGUACAAUUUUUUUUUGGGAAAUCCCCGCGUUAAAUGUGGGAUGGCCUGUGUUAUACAGAAGUAAUCGCGUAAUAUGAUAUCCCGUUACAAGUGUACGUCGUUAUGGGGAGAAAUAUACGUUAUAGUACUGUAUUUGGAAUCUAGGUAUAUCCUUAAUAUGAUUUCGCUCAUUCGUUUGAAUAUUCUUUGUCUCAGCUAGGUAAAUAAUGAAAUGUUAAGAUAAUAAAUUAUGUUAUGUGUAUUUUAAAUAUUUAAUAAGUUAGGAAUAAUUUAAUUCAUUGAAAUUAUUUAGCGAUAUUAUAUUUACAUACCAUUUUAUAUACAAACUUAUAUCUUGCUUAAUGUGAGAAUAGCCGUGAUAAGUUACUUUAAGCCUUAUAAGUUGGCAUCACUGUGGAAGAAUAAAUUAUUUAUUUUA
This is a messenger RNA of Leptidea sinapis, 5087 nucleotides long. RefSeq names its product facilitated trehalose transporter Tret1-like. The record is from RefSeq and is a predicted model, not a curated record. Gene Ontology annotation, molecular function: transmembrane transporter activity. Gene Ontology annotation, biological process: transmembrane transport. Gene Ontology annotation, cellular component: membrane. The transcript is spliced from 7 exons. The coding region runs from base 62 to 1501 and encodes 479 amino acids. Lineage: Eukaryota; Metazoa; Arthropoda; Insecta; Lepidoptera; Pieridae.